UUCAUAUAUCUGUAAGAAUAUUUCAUACCUUCUUAAUGAAAUUUAAUAUAAAUAUCGCAAAGUAAAUAAGAUAAAAUAAAUAAUUCUUAUUCAAAAUAUCUUGAAUGCUUAACAAACAGUAGUAAUUAAGUAUUUCACCUAACAAAAGAAAUCAUAUCAGUAUAGACUUUGUGCGCGAUUGACAACGGGAGCCUAAAUAUAUAUGGGUGAACAAACGGGUGUAGAUGUGGAGGUUAACACCGAUAUUGCUCCAAGGGGGUUAUUUGGAAUUAAUAAAAAUUUGGUUUUAUUAAAAGUAACGCUCUUCUUUCUACAUGGAGCCACCUCCUCACUCGUUCCGUACUUAACAGUUCACAUGCAGAGUAUAGGUCUUACAAUGGAACAAAUAGCAAUUAUUUAUCUUUUACUUCCGUUCACAACAUUUAUAGCGCCUCCUAUUACUGGUUAUCUAGUCGACAAAUUUGGAAAAUAUAAACCAAUUGUAAUUGGUUGCUUUUUGUUAACUGCAAUUUUACAUCACUCUCUACUUAUUAUGCCUACUCGAGAGGCGCCUGGAGUUGUACCAGAUGGGUACAUAAUUAGACAUCCGAAGAAAAUGUAUGUAGAGGUGUGGUGGAGUCCGUGUCCUAGCAGAGAAUGUCCGAACAAUGAAGAGUUGGAUAUAGUAUUAGACUUGUGCGUAGACCAUUGUUUAAUAGCAGACGCCAAAAGUAAAAAACACAGACAAAAAAAAAAUGCAAGUGACCCAGGAGAUACAACAGAUGAUUUGAGUUUUCACAUCAAAAAGAAACAAAGAAAUGAUACGGCAACAGCGUUUACAUUGGAUAUGCAUCCAAACCUUGGAGAUCCAGUAGAACAAUUUGGUAUUGAAUUAGAAUCAGCCGAGGAAGAUGAUGACGUUACUGAAUUUAAAAAAAGGUUUCGAUCGGGCAUGUUGAAACGAAAUGGAGUUGACAUGAAAGAACUAGAGCCUAAAGAUUUAAGAUGUGGAGGAAUUGUACUUGAAGCGAAUACCAGCACGCAAAAUCGUCUUUCUAAUUACACUAACGAUUGUAUUCUUCAAAGAUGCCAGUUUAGAUCAGGUGGUCCAGAAAUGUGCCCACCGGAUUUCAAAGAAUCUGAUCCAGUAAUAUUUUGGGUAUAUGGUGGAUUAAGAUUUUUGGCAACUAUGAUGCAGUUAGCAGCAACAUCUAUUAUGGAUCCAGUAGCUUUAUCCUUGAUAGAAAAAUAUGGUGGCGACUUUGGCAAAGAAAGAUUAUUUUCAUGUAUUGGAAUGGCAAUUUUUUCACCAAUUGUUGGCGCUCUUAUUGAUUGGAAUAGUGAACGUUUGGGAUAUACCGACUAUUCAGCAGCGUUUUAUGCAUUUGAUGUACUUCUAAUAAUAGCUUCUAUUUCUCUGCUUGCUAUGCAAAUAGAUACAAAAUUACCAUCUGAUAGUUUAUUCAGUGAUUUAAAAAAAAUAUUAAAAAUGCCAUCUCUGAUGGUAUUUGUUUUCUUCUUGUUUCUUUUAGGAAACCUAUGGGGCUUCAUUGAAAGCUUUUUGUUUUUUUAUUUAAAAGAUCUUGGAGCUCCUACUUACCUUUUGGGUAUAACUGUUACAGUGGGAACAAUGAGUAGUAUUCCUUUUCUAUAUGGUGCCGAAAAAAUAACUAGAAAAAUUGGACACGUAAGAGUUAUAAUAGCAGCCUUUUUUGCCCAUUCUAUCAGAUUAACAGGAUAUUCUCUGAUUGGGACUGCUUGGUGGUGUAUUCCAUUCGAAGCUUUGGAAUCUAUAGCACUACACUUAAUGUGGGUAGCAGCAGCAACCUACUGUGCUAUUUUGGCACCAAAAGGUUUAUUAGCAACAUUGCUUGGAGUAUGCAUGGUGGCCCAUUACAGUGUAGGAAGAGGUAGCGGCAGUUUCUUCGGUGGCCAUCUCAUCGCUAAAUUUGGGAUAACGAUAUCCUUUAGAAUUAUGGGAGCGUUCGCUGUUUGUUCUGGAUUAUUAUAUACAAUUUUACAUUUCUUGUGGUUGAAGAAAGUUGAAUUCCGUGUUGAAAACGAAGUACAAGGUGAAGAAGCUGAAAAUCUAAACAAUGGUCAGUUGAAAUAUAAGGAUCAGGGUACAAUGAUGAGUAUGGAAAGAUUAAGUGUUAUGGCCGAAUUUAAUCCAGUAGGAUCAUUGUCAUCGUUAGGUAGAAGUCAUUUAUCCAGAAGUAGUAUUAUUAGAAGAGGAAGUUUGAGUGUUCCGAUAAAACCUAGAUCUGCAUUUCCAUUCAUCAAACCUGAAUACCUAACAUCUGCUAACGAAAUUAGACGGAACAGUGAAAAGGAUAUUUCAAGCAAUGUUAUUUACUCAAAUAUACCUCAAAAUGAAAAUGGUUACAUCCCAAACGAGAAAGAUGAAAUUGUUUAUGAUGAGAUUAAAAGAAAACAUCAGACAGAAGAUAAAAACGAAAAGAGAAGCAAUAAAGAAAAAUUUUCUACAGACGUAACUGAAAUAGAAUCUCAAAAAGGAAAAUAAUAUUAUUUAAUUAAAUUUACGAUAGAUUUAUUCUGUAAUGUGUUUACACAUAAAGAGAUCCGAAUAAUAAUGUAAUGUGUUAAUGCACAAAGAAAUCCGAAUAAUAAAG
Psylliodes chrysocephalus is the source of this 2612-nucleotide messenger RNA. NCBI's taxonomy places the organism in Eukaryota, Metazoa, Arthropoda, Insecta, Coleoptera, Chrysomelidae. The record is from the annotation of a GenBank genome assembly.